UGCUUUCAAGGCCAUAUAAAUAUCAACUGAAAACCCCAGUUCUUCUCUUAACUAAAUAAUUAUGGGGUCAAAAGAGCCAGAGUACCAGUCCUUGCUUCCCACACUUGAUUCACAUUCAAGAAUUCCAGACUUGUCAUCUCAGGCAAUUGAGGAGUUCUUGGAACAAAGGACAGUGCCAAUUAGAUGGUGGCCUCGUCUUAUUGCAUGGGAAUCAAGGCUCUUAUGGUUAUUGUCUUGGGCUUCUAUAAUUGUUUCCAUAUUCAAUUUCAUGCUUAGCUUUGUCACCCAAAUGUUCUGUGGACAUUUGGGUGCUGUAGAGCUUGCUGGUGCUUCCAUUGCCAAUGUUGGAAUUCAGGGUCUCGCUUAUGGGAUUAUGCUGGGCAUGGCUAGUGCUGUGCAAACAGUGUGCGGCCAAGCCUAUGGAGCUAAGCAGUACUCAGCAAUGGGCAUCAUAUGCCAGAGAGCAAUUGUGCUGCACUUGGGAGCAGCUGUGCUCCUCACAUUCCUCUACUGGUUCUCAGGCUCAGUCCUCGCAGCUAUGGGGCAAUCAGAGGCCAUCGCCGAGCAAGGACAAAUUUUUGCCCGAGGUUUGAUCCCUCAGAUAUAUGCAUUUGCCAUAAGCUGCCCUAUGCAGAGGUUUCUUCAAGCUCAGAACAUUGUGAACCCUCUUGCAUACAUGUCUGUUGGGGUGUUCUUUGUUCACAUCCUUCUCUCGUGGCUUGUUAUUUAUAAAUUGGACUACGGGCUUCUAGGAGCAGCCUUAACACUGAGUUUGUCUUGGUGGCUUCUUGUCAUCUUGAAUGGUCUUUACAUUGUUCUUAGUCCAAAUUGCAAGGAAACUUGGACUGGCUUAUCAAUAAGUGCUUUCAAAGGAAUUUGGCCUUAUUUCAAGCUCACAGCUGCUUCUGCUAUCAUGCUUUGCUUGGAGAUAUGGUACAGUCAAGGAAUGGUACUGAUAUCAGGUCUCCUCCCAAACCCAACUAUCUCACUAGACGCUAUUUCCGUUUGCAUGAAUUACUUGAACUGGGACAUGCAAUUUAUGCUGGGCCUAGCAGCAGCCACCAGUGUUCGAGUGAGCAAUGAACUAGGGGCUGGCCAUCCAAAGGUUGCAAAAUUUUCAGUGUUUGUAGUGAAUGGGACUAGCAUUAUUAUCAGUAUAAUUUUUAGUGCUAUUGUGCUGAGUUUUCGAGUUGGAUUGAGCAAACUCUUUUCAAAUGACUCUGAGGUUAUAGAAGCAAUUUCCGAUCUUACUCCUCUGCUUGCCAUCUCUGUUUUCCUCAAUGGUGUUCAACCUAUACUCUCAGGUGUGGCUAUUGGCAGUGGAUGGCAAGCUGUGGUAGCUUAUGUUAACCUUGUCACUUACUAUAUUAUUGGUCUCCCCAUUGGCUGUGUGCUUGGGUUCAAAACCAGUUUAGGAGUAGCAGGAAUUUGGUGGGGGAUCAUUAUUGGAGUUGUUUUCCAGACAAUAACUUUAAUUAUUCUGACUUCAAGAACAAAUUGGAAUGCUGAGGUUGAAAAAACUGCUAGACGGUUGAAUGAGUCUGCAAGAGAGGCCUUGGAAUCAUUGCCCAAUCCUUAACUCACCCCAUAGGCUUCUCUUUACCAUUUUCUUUCUUUUCUCUGAUGGAUAAAAGUUGUUCUUUCAAUGUACUGAAGAUUGGAAUGAAAGAAUCCAACCUUUCAUCCUCAUCAGCCAGGAAUUUGAAAUUUGUAUCCAAGGGGGCUGGUGGUGCAUCUGACUGUUCAGAUUUGAAGUUCAAGGCAUGUAAGAGUUGUGAUGGAGUUUUUUUUUUCUCUAAGAUAAAAGAUCUUUCCCUUC
Messenger RNA from Hevea brasiliensis (rubber tree), 1819 nucleotides. Its product is annotated as protein DETOXIFICATION 41. The transcript is spliced from 8 exons. The coding region runs from base 62 to 1579 and encodes 505 amino acids. The record is from RefSeq and is a predicted model, not a curated record. Gene Ontology annotation, cellular component: vacuolar membrane. NCBI's taxonomy places the organism in Eukaryota, Viridiplantae, Streptophyta, Magnoliopsida, Malpighiales, Euphorbiaceae. Gene Ontology annotation, molecular function: antiporter activity; xenobiotic transmembrane transporter activity. Gene Ontology annotation, biological process: xenobiotic detoxification by transmembrane export across the plasma membrane.